Messenger RNA from Sugiyamaella lignohabitans, 954 nucleotides. RefSeq names its product mitochondrial 37S ribosomal protein MRPS5 (gene MRPS5). Gene Ontology annotation, biological process: translation. NCBI's taxonomy places the organism in Eukaryota, Fungi, Ascomycota, Dipodascomycetes, Dipodascales, Trichomonascaceae. Gene Ontology annotation, cellular component: ribosome. Gene Ontology annotation, molecular function: RNA binding; structural constituent of ribosome. The record is from RefSeq and is a predicted model, not a curated record. The transcript has a single exon. Bases 1 to 954 code for a protein of 317 amino acids.
AUGUUAAAUACGACGAAAAGUAUUAAUGCCUCGCUGUAUACUUCGUCACUCAAGUUGUUAGCAUCUAAACGGUUCAACUCAUCAGUGUCAUCUUCAAACACAAAGAAAGAGCGUGACGAACACGUGAAAAAAUUAAAACAAUAUUAUCCUCCUUCAUUAAUUAAGUCGAUUUUGGCCGCGGAAGCAUCGAUUUCCCCUGAACAAUGGGCCGACAGAAAGCCCAAUCAAACCACUGAGUUUGGCCCUAUAUAUACCGAUGAUUAUGCUAAAUAUCAUCCUUUAUACGACUUUCCUAAGCACGAAUGGCUGGAUAAAAGCAAACCAUGGCAACCUAUUCCUCAAAGACUCCCCCCUGGUGUCGCACUUAUUCCUGAUGAAUACAGCUCGAAGUCAGCCUCGAACAUCAACUUGUCUAAAUUGGAACAAUUAACUGGUCUAUCGGUUGAGUUUUUGAAAACCCUCACAGCAAAACCAUUGAUUCGAAAACGGGUUGUUAAUAUGACCAGAAAAGGAAAACAACCGAGUUUCUAUGCGUUGGCUGUUGUUGGAAACAGAGAUGGACUAGUGGGUCUUGGUGAAGGUCGUGAUUCGAGCCAACCAUCACUAGCCAUUGCUAGAGCUCACUGGAAUGCUAUAAAAAAUCUUCGCCAUAUUCCCAGGUUUGAAGAUAGAACUAUCUUUGGUAACAUCGAUCAUAAAUCUGGUGCUGUGGUUCUCAACUUGAGAGCUUCUACCCCUGGUUCAGGUCUCCGCGUUAAUCACAUUAUUUAUGAGAUUUGCAAGGCUGCUGGUAUUAAAGAUCUCGUGGGUAAUGUAUACAGAUCGAGAAACCCCAUGAACGUUGCGAAGGCUGCUGUUGAGGCUCUUUCUGAGAAGCAGGUUUCAAUUGAUGAGAUUGCAGCCUCUAGAGGUAAAAAGAUUGUCGACGUUACAAACACAUAUUAUAAUUUUUAG